GCAUCUUGGGAUUUCCCAAGUAGCACGCAGGAGAAAGGGUCCUACCGGCCACGCACCCUUACCAAGAGAACGCAGGGGUUGCACUACAGGCAGACGGUCAAGCCAUGGCGCCGGCAUUGCUCAUCCCUCCCGAGGGGAAAAGGAAAGAGGGCUGAGACCAUUCAACGUUUGUUCCCCUGUCCUUCGUACUAACCACUCCUUUCAGACUUCCUCCUUCCACCCUCUCUCACUCGGCUGUGUAGCAACCCUUUCCCCGCUUAGCUCGGCACAUCUGCUGAGGCUAGGAGCUCCCACCUCUACUGGAUGCGCUCUGACCGUCUGUGCAGCCUCAAGUGAAUACAGCAGGGACGGCCGCCCCUCCCUUCCCCAUUCACUGCCUCAGCCUCAAGAAGCUCAGCGCCGUCCUUGUACAUAUGCUUCAGGACCCUCAACACUCUGCUUAGCUCUCCCUCUUGUAGAUACAGAUACAGAUACUCUCCGCAAUGACCUCUCAUUUCGCUCGCCCUCCGCCGGAGAGCACACCCUCAGACCUGGUGUCUCUCGCAUCGGAUAGCAGUACCUCCGCCAAUGCCACCUCCAUCGUCUCAACCCUCCAGCAGCGCUUUCGUUCAGACCUUCCCUAUACUCGCCUCUCGCCCACACAACUCGUCGUACUCAACCCUCUCAAGAGUCUGGCAAGCUCCAGCGAGGCAUCUGCUGAUGACUACAGGAAGCAAACCUUCAGCGAUGUGAAUUGGGAGGCCGAAGGAAGGCCGCCUCCGGAGAGCGCUCUGGCGCCCCAUCCUUACGAAUUCGCUGGCAGGGUCUACCACACGAUGCGGAGGACCGGAUCUUCCCAAGGAGUGGUAUACGAUGGCGCCACCGGCUCGGGUAAGACGUCCACUGCUCAGCUCUUCACUUCACAGCUUCUCCGUCUAGCUAGCGCCUCGAGCAAAAGGGAGCACAAGAUGGCAGAGCAGAUCCGCAGCCUCGAUGUUCUAUUGAACUCCUUCGGAUGUGCGCAGACCACCGCCACCAGCAAUGCGUCCCGCUUCAGCCGUUUCCUGGAGCUACACUUUGAUACUUCCGGUCGUCUGGGAGCUGCACAGACUUUGACCUUCGGUCUGGAUAAAAGCAGGGUCAAUGCACUAGCUUCGGGUGAAAGAACCUUCCACGUCUUCUACCAGCUACUCGCUGGCGCUACUCAUGAGGAACGAGAUCUAUUCAAGCUCGACGACGUCACGAGUUACUCUCUUCUCGCAUCUUCUGGUUGCUACCGAUUGGCAGGGGGACCUUCGACCGACGACAGUGUUGGCAUGGGCGCUUUGCGUGCAGCUAUGAAGACGCUCGGCUUCAAAGAGAAGCACUCCCAAGCAGUCUUCUCCUUUCUCUCUGCCAUACUUCUCCUGGGUAGCAUCGAAUUUGGAGAUCACGCAGGCAGCAGUUUCUCGCUUGGCGGAGAACCUGCGCAGGUGACGAACCCCAAUGUUCUCGACGACGUGGCAGAGAUGCUGGGUAUCAACCCCGAAGAUCUAACGCAAGCGCUGACCCACAGGUCUCGCUUCAUUCGGCAAGAGUCAGUGACCGCCGUUCUUGACAGCGCUGGCGCUCGAGCUCAGAGGGACAGCCUAAUGCGGGACCUCUAUGCCACCUUGUUCGCCUUUGUCGUCGAGACUGCAAACCAUAAGCUCGCCCCUGCUGACGACGCUGCGUAUGCGGCCAAGAUCGUGCAGCUAGACAUCCCUGGCUUUCAGCAGUCGAGCCACACCGGCAAUGCCUUUGCCAACUUUGUGAUCAAUUCCUCUGCUGAGUGCUUACGCAAUUGGCUGUCUCGACGCGACUUCGAUGACUCUGUUGGUCCCAACGCGGCUCUCGCGAGAGAAGGCAUUCGCCUGCCCGAUGUAGAGCACAGCGUAGACGGCAAGAGAUGCGUGGAGAUGCUCAGAGGUGGAGUCGUGGGCUCUGAGGUGACAGAUCGUGAUCCGAUUGGCCUCUUUGGACACCUAGCAAGUGCUGUCGAUGACGUCUUGUCCGGUGACGCCAGAGAAGAGGACGACGCUUCCUUUCUCCAAAAGGCGGACAGGAUGGCGCCCUUCACCCCUUCAUACAUCGCCUCGACCAAAGCUCAGCCUCAGAGCCGGAGUUCAGGAACAUUUGCCGUCAACCACUACAGUGGGCAGUGCAAGUACGACGCCACCAGCUUCGUCUCUCGGGAGAUGAACGCCUUUGAUCCGACGUUCCUGCAGAUGCUGCGUCGCUCACAGGUCGCUUUUGUCGCGCGGCUCUUCGUCGGACCAAGCCUGGCGACUAUUUCGCACCCCUAUGACCCCAAUUCUAUAGUCGGGGCCCAGGUUUCUGUUCGACCCCUGCGUCGACCUUCUCCACUGUCCGAAAACGGCGGUGUUCAGCCGCUGCUGGACCCUCUCAAGCCGUAUGGUAUCACGAGACAGAUGAACAGCACUCUCAGCGAGAUACUCCGCACUGUGGACCAAGCUGGUCGAGUGUGGCCUGUCUUGUGCAUACGGCCUAAUGACAUCUCUCAGCCAGGUUCAUUCGAUGCACGGAGUGUCCAGGCUCAAGUCGCAGCACUGGCCUUGCCAGACCUCGUAGCUAGGAAGAAAGUCAACUACGUACAGGGUCUAAGCUACGCCAGCUUCUGUGAACGCUAUCAUGAGUCAGUCGAGCCUGCAGCUGCUGCCGUAGGGGGAGUGACAGAGCCAUCGGAGAAGAUUCAAGCAUUUGUCAUCGCGAAUGGGUGGAGAGAAGCUACAGACUAUGCUUUCGGAGCUACCAAGAUCUGGCUCGUCUAUAGCGUCUGGAGAAGGAUGGAAGACAGGCUGAGAAGAUCCGAAGUCGCAGAUCCUUCGCCCAUACCAAAACCUACCUUGGCAAGUGGUCAUGGCGAUCACACGGCCUCUUCCUCCGCCUCAACUUCGUACCUUCCUCGCAUGGAGCGUGAACAAAGCUUGCCGGACGUCUUUGACGACGAGCAACCAGCCCUUCCAGCUGCGAGCGAGACUGAUUCAAUGCUCCUCAGACGAUCCUCGGAGGCUGCGCCUACAAACCCAUUCUCAAGCGUAGCAAACGGUGAUUACGACAGGGCGCUUGCGGAUCACCAGCUUGAUGCGGGUUCUCUGUACGCUAAUGAAUGGAACGACAAGCGUGCCUAUGGGGAUAUCAACCCUCUGCUUGCUGAGAAAGCUGGCGACAGGGUGCCUCGAGCCAUCGAUGCGGUCGAAGAGAUUCCGACGACUUCGAUUCGACGAUGGUGGGUUCGCUUCACCUGGCUGUGUACUUGGUACAUACCUACCUCGCUUCUGGCUAAGUGGGGAGGCAUGAAGAGACCUGACGUCCAGAUGGCAUGGAGAGAGAAGGUGACGAUCUGCAGCAUGAUCUUCUUCCUCUGCGCAACUAUUCUGUUCUACAUCCUGGCGUUCGGAAAAUUGCUCUGCCCCGAUUCUGACAGGGCUUGGAAUACAGACGAGCUCGCCACACACGCUGCUUCAAAUGAUUACUACGUCGCAAUUGCUGGUACUGUGUACGACCUGAGCAAGUUCGUCAAGCUCCAGCAUUCCGAUACGUCUACCGAAGUCACUGAGGAUGUAAUGCUGGAAUUGGGCGGUCUCGACCUCACUGCGUACUUCCCAGUGCCCAUGACGCUUGCUUGCCCUGGUCUGGUCACGAGCAACACGUUCACGCUGGAUGUCAAUUCCAAUUUGACGGCUACCUACACCCAAGCCGUUCACACCUCGGGAACACUUCAAAGUGACAGCUCUUCGGCGCUGGCGAACAGCACGUGGUACACAGACACUCUGCAGCCCUUCCUCAAAAAGUACUGGAAGGGCUACUACGUCUUUUCCAACUCUGAUCUGGCGGAGCAGAGCACCUGGAGGACAUGGGCUGCCAUUGACUCCAAGGUCUACGAUCUGACGAACUACCUUGACACGGUUGAUACUGCCACCAGCGGUACUCUCGAGAACCAGAAUGUCAACUUUCUCGACUCAAGCAUCGUCGACCUGUUCGGCCAGUCGCCAGGAGGAGACAUUACGAAGGACUUCAAUAGUGUCAUCUCGAGUAUGAACGAGACAUAUCGCGAGCAGAACCUCAAUUGUCUCAACAAUGCCUUCUACGUUGGCAAGACUGAUUUUAGAGAUACUGCAAGGUGCUUGGUACAGAACUAUCUCCUGUUGGCGUUUUCGAUUAUCCUCGUUGCUACCAUUCUCUCCAAAUUCAUUGCCGCAUUGCAGCUCACUACCAAGCGCAAUCCAGAGCAGCAGAACAAAUUCGUCAUUUGCCAGGUCACUUGCUAUACCGAAGGCGAAGAGGAGCUGCGCAAGACAAUUGACUCGAUCGCUGGUCAGAAGUAUGACGACAAGCGCAAGCUCAUAUUCAUCAUCUGUGACGGAAUGAUCAUCGGUAGUGGUAACGAGCUUCCCACGCCAAGAAUCGUUCUGGACAUCUUGGGAGUCGAAUCAAAGGUCGACCCAGAGCCAUUGAUGUUCAAGUCAAUCGCCGAAGGCUCCAAGCAGCUCAACUAUGGCAAAGUCUAUUCUGGACUAUAUGAGUACAAUGGCCACGUCGUUCCUUACAUAGUUGUCGUCAAGGUCGGGCGUCCAAGUGAAAGAGUUCGCCCCGGCAAUCGAGGCAAGCGUGAUACGCAGAUUCUAAUGAUGCGAUACCUCAAUCGGGUCCACUUUGAUGCGCCGAUGUACCCACUCGAGCUGGAGAUCAAUCACCAGAUGAAGAAUGUGAUCGGCAUCGAUCCGACCUUCUACGAGUACGUCUUGAUGGUGGAUGCCGACACGAGGGUGGAGUCUGACGGCCUCAACAGGCUCGUCGCAGUUGCCGCCGAUGACUCGAGGAUCAUCGCCAUCUGUGGAGAGACAACGCUGGACAACGAGCAUGGCUCUUGGUGGACAAUGAUACAGGUGUACGAGUACUACAUCUCCCAUCACCUUGCCAAGGCCUUCGAAUCCCUCUUCGGCAGCGUCACCUGUCUUCCAGGUUGCUUCUCAAUGUAUCGACUUAGGAGCGCCGACAAGGGACGACCAAUGUUCAUCUCCAACCGCAUCAUUGAUGAGUACUCGGAAAAUCGAGUGGAUACGCUUCACAAGAAGAACCUCUUUGCCCUUGGUGAGGACCGUUACUUGACAACGCUCAUCCUCAAGCACUUUCCGACUUUCCGAACCAAGUUCACAGCGGAUGCUAAAGCUCACACUGCUGCUCCAGAUCGCUUCAGCGUUCUGCUCUCUCAACGUCGACGAUGGAUCAAUUCGACGGUACACAAUUUAGCUGAGCUGCUGCUCAUGCCGGAGCUCUGCGGUUUCUGCCUGUUCUCAAUGCGCUUCAUUGUGUUCAUUGACCUACUGGGCACAGUCAUUCUACCUGCAACGGUCGUCUACUUGCUCUACCUCAUCAUUACCGUCUCGACAGGGACGUCAGCCUUCCCUCUUAUCUCCAUUGUGAUGAUUGCAGCAGUAUACGGGCUUCAAAUGAUCAUCUUCCUAUUCAAGAGGCAGUGGCAGUACAUCGGCUGGAUGGUCAUCUACCUCUUGGCUUUCCCAAUCUAUUCAUUCUUUCUGCCAGUCUACUCCUUCUGGCACAUGGACGACUUUUCCUGGGGAAACACGAGGAUUGUCGUUGGUGAAAAGGGCAACAAGAAGAUCAUCGCCGGUACGGAUGAUGAGCCUUACGACGAUUCCAUGAUUCCCUUGAAGCGAUUCAGCGAUUAUCAGCGAGAUGUGUGGGACAGAGGCUACAGUGGCACGGCAGCUGAUAUGCCAAGGGAUGGCGACAGCUUCGACUCUCUUCGUCUUCAGCAGGGAGCAUUCUACGCUCCGGGUCUGAACGGCAGCAUGAUGUUCCAAGGGGCGCAUACCGGAAGAACCGCCUCCCCGAGAGGUUUUUCUGUAUACCAGAGUCCCUUCGAUUCUCCUCUGAGGGAACCUAGCCGCCCUGGCAGUAUGUACAAGUCGCCCUCAUAUGCCGGGUCGGCGACUGGCGCAUCGGAGCGAGCAAGCGGUGACUACUUCCAGUCGACCAAUGUUCUCGAGAAGCCGAGAUAUUCGCGCAGCAGCUCUCAUGCAUUCAACGACGGCUCACGCUCACGUUCUCCUUUGACGUCUUUUGGUGGACCACUUAAUUCCUCGGCUUCUCAAUUGAAUAUGGCGACGCCAGGCUCGAUGGCUCGUGCCUCCAGCCAGAUGUCGAUGAGCGGUGGGAUGCCCCUCUUGCCGCAUAUGAACUCGAUGCAGGGUAUGCCAUCACCCGCCUUUGGUGUUCAAUAUCCAUCCAUGUACGGCUUUCCAGCUGCCGGAGGCUUCCCGACAAGCAACUCUGGGAUGCUGCCCAGCCAGUCGAUGGACAUGCUCAACCGGCAAAGCUCUGGAAUGGCCCUCGCUGCGCAGUACACUGGUGGAUCUGCUUUCAAUCCGCGCUUUUCCACGAUGACGGGAGGCGCUGGCAAUGGAGGCGGCAUGGCCAAUCCCUUUUCGUCGACACACAAUCUGGGCAGCUCAACACCUGAGAAUGUCCUUCCGGUCAGCCAUAGCACAGAUCCGAGCGAGGAGGAGCUCAAGUCGGCCAUCAUCUCCUUCCUGGGAGCUCAGACGGACCUGUACAGUGUGACGAAGCGCAACGUGAGGACUGCUGUGGAGGAUAGCUUUGUAAAUGCGAACGUAAAGGAGAAGAAGGCGUUGGUGAACCGACUUAUCGAUGAGGUGCUGGAGGGCAAGUCGUAGAGAUGUGGGCAGGGAACAGAACGGAACGGAGCGGGAUGUGGCUCCGGAAUGACUGCGACAUAGAGUUCCUCUUUUCCUUGGACCCCCUCCACCCGCCUUGUCUCCGUUACGAUCUGUAACAGCAUACGAACAUUGCCUUGCCAGUGACCCUUUCCAUCAGAAGUAUAGAUGUGCAUCUCGCACUCUGCGAGCUACCUACCC
This is a messenger RNA of Microstroma glucosiphilum, 6920 nucleotides long. RefSeq lists its product as hypothetical. Gene Ontology annotation, cellular component: cell periphery; myosin complex; cell septum. NCBI's taxonomy places the organism in Eukaryota, Fungi, Basidiomycota, Exobasidiomycetes, Microstromatales, Microstromataceae. The transcript has a single exon. Bases 483 to 6719 code for a protein of 2078 amino acids. The record is from RefSeq and is a predicted model, not a curated record. Gene Ontology annotation, molecular function: chitin synthase activity; cytoskeletal motor activity; ATP binding.